CUGACUUCAAUAUUCCCCUUGCAUUGCACUGUAAAACCAAAACAAUUCCCCCUUUCCUUCUCUCUCCUCUCUCCUCUCUUUCUCUCUCUAUACAUUUCCUUAUACUAUCUGUGUGUAUAUAUUUUGGGACUUUGGAUAAUAAUGUCAGCUCCAAACAUGGCGACGAUCACUGCCUCGCUUGAGAGAUCUCUUCAAAACUGUUCCCUCAACCAAAGCAGUAUCAGUGGUAGCGGCGGCGGAUUUGGCAGCUCCUCCACCUCAGAUUCGCCGGAAAAUCAUCAUUUCUCUAAUUCCUCCGACACCGCCUUAGAACUCAAUUCCCAAAUCUCUCUCCCUUACCAUUGGGAACAAUGCCUCGAUCUAAAGACAGGAGAGGUAUACUACAUAAACUGGCGGACCGGAAUGAAAGCCAAAGACGAUCCCCGGACGACGGCGGAGUACAGCGGAGAUUUCUAUUCGGAAAACGACAGCUCCUACGACAGCGAAGGCUCGUCAUCGGAGUCUUCGCCACUAUCUUCGUCUGGAGAGCAAUAUCAUCAUCAUCAACAGCACAGCCAUCAUCAGACGGUGGAGAAUCAAAGAGAUGAUCAGGUUCUGGUAGUGGCCGGUUGCAAGAGUUGUCUGAUGUAUUUCAUGGUGCCCAAACAGGUUGAGGAUUGCCCCAAAUGUAACGGUCACCUCCUCCACUUUGAUCGGUCCGGUAAUGGCUCUCCAUGAAUUAUCAUCAUCAUUAUCAACCCAUGUAAUUCUUUUUUUAUUUUUAAUUUUCAACUUUCUCUCUAUAUUUUAAAAUCAUGUGUUUUGAGAGAUUCUCAGUGCGGUUUGAUGUAAUGUGACAAAUGGGUUUUGGUUUUACUAUUAUUUUUCUUCUCUCUUUCUAUUU
Cornus florida is the source of this 883-nucleotide messenger RNA. Its product is annotated as protein CURLY FLAG LEAF 1. NCBI's taxonomy places the organism in Eukaryota, Viridiplantae, Streptophyta, Magnoliopsida, Cornales, Cornaceae. The coding region runs from base 142 to 717 and encodes 191 amino acids. Gene Ontology annotation, molecular function: protein binding. The record is from RefSeq and is a predicted model, not a curated record. The transcript is spliced from 2 exons.